Molecule: messenger RNA, 2315 nt
Organism: Nothoprocta perdicaria
Lineage: Eukaryota; Metazoa; Chordata; Aves; Tinamiformes; Tinamidae
Gene: EYA2
Product: EYA transcriptional coactivator and phosphatase 2
Exons: 16
Coding region: 62-1666 (534 amino acids)
Biological process (GO): multicellular organism development; negative regulation of extrinsic apoptotic signaling pathway in absence of ligand; positive regulation of DNA repair
Cellular component (GO): nucleus
Molecular function (GO): protein tyrosine phosphatase activity
Source: RefSeq, a predicted model, not a curated record
AUUUACAGCUUAGUCUCUGCACCACACGGUCGCUCGUCUGCUGUCUUAAAGGUAUAAGGAAAUGCUAGAUUUAGUGAUAUCACCCAGCCUGACUGUAAAUAGAGAGUGCCCUGACAGACUGAAGCUCAACCUUUCGAACGCCUAUGCCGCAGCUCCAGAUGACAUAGAAGGUAACAGCAAAGCAGCACCGCAGUGUCCUCUCCAUCUGUACUCCACAAAACAUUAUCCCCAUAUAGUGACGGUCCCGCCCUUCCCAGCAAUGGCAGCAUAUGGGCAGACUCAGUACAGCGCGGGACUCCAGCAAGCGGCUGCCUACACGGCCUACCCUCCUCCGGGGCAGCCCUAUGGGAUUCCCUCCUAUGGCAUCAAAACAGAAGAGGGCCUGAGCCACUCGCCGGGCCAGAGCGGCUUCCUUGGCUACAGCUCCAGCUUCGGCACACCAGCAGCCGGCCAGGCGCCCUACACCUACCAGGUGCACGGCACAGCAGGGAUUUACCAAGGAGCCAAUGGGCUGGCAAACUCGGCUGGAUUCGGUGCUGUGCACCAGGAAUACUCCUCCUAUCCAAGCUUUCCGCAGAGCCAGUACUCUCAGUAUUACAGCUCUUCCUACAACUCUCCCUAUGUGUCGGCAAACAGCAUCAGCCCGUCAGCCAUCCCCACGUCCACCUACUCGCUGCAGGACUCGUCCCACAAUAUCACCAGCCAGAGCACAGAAUCACUCUCUGGGGAGUACUCCACGACGCCAGCGAAGGACACCGAAGUGGAGCGGCAGCUGCGAGGCGCGGACGGCAAGGUGCGGACGCGCUCCAAGCGGAGCACCGAUCCCUCCCCUCCCGCUGACAACGAGAUCGAGCGUGUGUUUGUGUGGGACUUGGAUGAGACGAUAAUUAUUUUUCACUCCUUACUCACGGGAACCUUUGCAUCCAGAUACGGGAAGGACACUACAACGUCUGUGCGGAUAGGUCUGAUGAUGGAAGAAAUGAUCUUCAACCUUGCAGAUACGCAUCUGUUCUUUAAUGACCUGGAGGACUGUGACCAGAUCCACAUAGAUGAUGUGUCAUCGGAUGACAACGGACAGGAUCUAAGCACGUACAACUUCUCCUCAGACGGUUUCCACAGCUCGACRGCCAGCGCCAACCUGUGCCUGGGCUCGGGCGUUCACGGGGGAGUCGACUGGAUGAGGAAAUUGGCAUUCCGCUACCGGCGCGUCAAGGAGAUGUACAACACCUACAAAAACAACGUAGGCGGUUUGAUAGGUGCUCCUAAGAGGGAAACCUGGCUGCAGUUGAGAGCAGAGCUUGAAGCGCUGACUGAUCUCUGGCUCACACAUGCUCUGAAGGCUCUGAAUUUGAUACAUUCCCGGUCUAACUGUGUGAAUGUGUUGGUCACCACAACUCAGCUAAUACCAGCUCUCGCGAAAGUGCUGCUCUAUGGACUGGGCACUGUCUUCCCCAUUGAAAAUAUUUACAGUGCUACAAAAACAGGCAAAGAGAGCUGUUUUGAAAGGAUAAUGCAAAGGUUUGGAAGAAAAGCCGUGUAUAUUGUAAUAGGAGAUGGUGUGGAAGAGGAACAGGGAGCAAAAAAGCACAACAUGCCCUUCUGGAGAAUCUCUUGUCACGCCGACCUGGAAGCUCUUCGGCACGCCUUGGAACUUGAAUAUUUGUAGCUGAUCCCAACGUCUUAGCACUGUGAGGGCCUCACUCCAAACUGUUACCUGAGUUCCACCCAUUCCUCAGCAUUUUCCUUACUAAAAAAACCCACAGCAGCUGCAGCUUCUCUUUGUUUUUGAAGGAGAGCCAUUCAAGUGGAAGCCUUGAAGAACCUGCAGCCAAAGAAUAUUGUGUCACAUCYUUCUUCCUUUGAACAAGGAAAAGUCUUCAGACCACCCCCUGGGGAUGCUGCAGGGCUCUGGGCUGCUGGGCCCAGAGCCCUAACUGCCUUUUUGCCACCACCAACAAAACUAAAGACUGGAAAUUUUGGGUCUGCUCACYCCUUUUCUUGCCUUGAAGGGGGAAGAGGAUGUAGUAAGGAAUCUGAGCACGCUCUGUGCACUGCUUCCUAGCACAUGGGACCUUCUGAAAAUAAGAAUGAAAAUGUGUCCUUUUUUUUUUUUUGUAUUUUUUUAAUUUAUGAACUAAUCUCAUUACUCUGGUAUUAAACUCUGUACCUGUGUUUUUAAUCUGGCUUUUUGGGGUGGGUGGGUAGGGAAAGUCCUGCCAUCCUAAAUUAAUAACUUCUCCAGCUCAACUCUGGAGAAAARUCCUAUUGUGUACAUUUGAUAAUGACACCUGGAAUUGUCAGUAAGAACUACAGCU